CAAGCCUCCAAGUAUAUGAAACUUUUGUGUCAAGUACUGCCAAGCGUGAUAGGACUGCAAGCUGAUCUUUCUGGCCUGUUUCGUCUCAAUUUGGAACAUAUUUGAACUUCUCGAAAUACCCGAACUAUAACUAUAGUAUAUCCCAUUGUCGUUGAGCGGAAAGCGACGACACUCAAAUCUCCGUCGCCAUCGGAUUCCAUUUCCAUCGCAAUAUCAACAAACAUCCAAAUCCCCUUUGAACAAGACAUAGCGAAUGCGAACCCCAUCCUGAUGGAAAAUGGGUAUCGGCCCUCUGGAUCGAGAUAGCAAUGGUGGCACGAGGUUCACUGGAUGUACCGGGAUCCGCGACUUUGAAUUUUUGGGUAAACUCGGUGAAGGUACCUUUGGAGAGGUCUAUAAGGCGAGAGCUAAAAGGGACGACUCUAUCGUCGCUUUGAAAAAGAUCCUUAUGCACAAUGAACGAGAUGGGUUUCCGAUUACGGCCCUCCGAGAAAUCAAGCUUCUCAAAAUGCUGUCCCACGUCAACAUCAUGCGACUCAGGGAAAUGGCUGUGGAGCGAAGUAAAGGAGAGGGACGCAAGAAGGCUAGCAUGUAUAUGGUUUUCCCCUAUAUGGAACACGACCUUUCGGGACUUUUGGAGAAUCCUGCUGUUCAUUUCACUGAACCCCAAAUUAAGUGCUACAUGAUCCAACUCCUCGAGGGAUUAAGAUAUCUACACGGGAAUUGCAUCCUACACCGCGACAUGAAAGCCGCGAACUUGCUUAUAAGCAACCACGGUAUCCUACAGAUCGCUGACUUUGGUCUGGCACGGCCUUUCGACGAAGCACCUCCUCAGCCCGGGAAAGGGGGGGGAGAAGCGAAAAGAGAUUAUACCACUUUGGUUGUGACUCGAUGGUAUCGCCCUCCGGAACUACUUCUCCAACUCCGUCGCUAUACCUCUGCUAUUGAUAUGUGGGGUGUUGGAUGUGUUUUCGGUGAAAUGUUCAAGGGAAAACCAAUCCUUGCCGGUAACAGUGAUCUCAAUCAAGCACAACUCAUAUUCAGUCUUGUAGGCACUCCUACAGAAGAGAAUAUGCCAGGGUGGAGCUCCCUUCCGGGUUGUGAAGGCGUGAAAAGUUUCGGCAACAGGCCAGGGAAUCUUGCUGAGGUAUUCAAAAACCAAAGCCCUAUCGCCAUUUCUUUGCUAGCCGAGCUCUUGAAACUUGAUUGGCGGAAAAGGGUGAACGCGAUUGACGCGUUAAAACACCCUUAUUUCUCGACACCACCCCUUCCAGCGCGUCCGGGUGACAUUCCAACUUUUGAGGAUUCCCACGAACUUGAUAGACGGAGAUUCCGUGGACAGAGAGCUGCUAUGCCUCCAGCACCUGCUGGAGGUUCUGUGGGGGUGGGUCGGAAUGGAGGAUGGACCACCAAUUCAGGAAACAAAACAAACGCAGAAGCCAGGAACCCUCGUGUUCCAGGAGCUUCCCGGGGAGUUAAGGCAAUUUCUAAUGGAAGCAUGGGGAGCCAACGGCGCGAUACCUGGAAUAAUGAUUCCCAGCACAGUCGGCAGAGAAGGAUUAAUGAGGAUUCAAACCAAGGUCUCCCGUCUCGGCAUAGAGACGGCGGCUUACCACCUAAACCCCCAGCGCCAACCCAUCAUGAACCGUGGACAGGCCAUCCCGAUAAAGGAGCGCGAGACCGAGGGUACGGGCCUCGCUAUGGGGGCCCCGAAGCAAGUGUCGAUUCAUACAUUCCUAUUUACAGCGGGAGCGAUCGAAGUCGUGAGAGAGGCCAUGGCCCCACCAACUCCGACUGGCGUGGAUCAUAUCAUGACAUGCCAUACCAGAACAAGCUUGAUUAUUCGCGAGAGAAUUCAUCAAGGAGGCGGAGCCGGAGCCCUAUGUAUAAAGAACGAGUAGACAGGGGCUCGUAUCGCCGAUAAUCCGAUAGUUUCACCGUGCCGUUCGUUACCCUUUGGAUUCGGCUCUACGGCGCCGGUGGGGUGGUGUUAAAACGACAAAUACUUUUAUGCUCUUCGUUUCGAAAAACAAUUAGUUACUUAUUCGCUCACGUUGAAUGCUUGGCAUUACAACAACAUUUACUUUUUCAGCGUCGAUCCGAAAUAUUAAGACGGAAAAAUGAAAGACUUUUCUCUAGCAAGUUCUUAAGUAUUCAAGUUGCACACGUCAGGUGGUCGACCUCCAACAUUCUGAAGCCCAGCAAAUUCGGGUAGAAAGGUACCGUUGAGGGACUCCUACCAGGAACCAAAACAAAAAAAAAAUGACAUAACCCUCUUAACUUCCCGCCCGUCCAGUUCUCUCCUGUUGCGACAUGGAAGUAUAUGUGCCCCCUAAUCUAUGUGGAAUGAUUAAUGCAAUGGAGCUCAGGAGAACUCAAUCUGAGCAGACUUAAUACAAUAUUCUCGUCAUUAUCCGGG
Aspergillus versicolor CBS 583.65 is the source of this 2419-nucleotide messenger RNA. Its product is annotated as CDC2/CDK family serine/threonine-protein kinase. Gene Ontology annotation, biological process: protein phosphorylation. Lineage: Eukaryota; Fungi; Ascomycota; Eurotiomycetes; Eurotiales; Aspergillaceae. The transcript has 9 exons. The record is from RefSeq and is a predicted model, not a curated record. Gene Ontology annotation, molecular function: cyclin-dependent protein serine/threonine kinase activity; ATP binding. The coding region runs from base 278 to 1924 and encodes 548 amino acids. Gene Ontology annotation, cellular component: nucleus.